Molecule: messenger RNA, 822 nt
Organism: Iphiclides podalirius (scarce swallowtail)
Lineage: Eukaryota; Metazoa; Arthropoda; Insecta; Lepidoptera; Papilionidae
Source: the annotation of a GenBank genome assembly
AUGAAGGCUGUCGGUGGUGGGGCACGGCCUGUGGUGUUGGCCUUAACGACACUGAUGGUCGUUUCGAAGGUCGCUCACGGUGCCCCACAAGAAACAACUCAAUUAGGUUUCAGUCCUGAAGAGGCAGCAUGUUUGAGGGUGUUCGACGACGAGUGCACGUGGUGCGUGGCCCUCUACAGGGAGGGAGGCGACGCGAGCCGCGGGCAGCGCACCGGCAGCGGCCUGUACUGCGGCGGGGCGCUGGUGGGCGGGCGCGUGGUGCUGACGGCCGCCAUGUGCGCGCUCAAAGCGCCCUCGGAGGCGGUGAGGGCGCGCGUGCCCGCCUCCGCUGACCCGCGCAGGGACUACGCGGUCGGCCACACGAUCCUCCGCCACAACAACGCUACCGGUACCUAUGCAAAAGACUUCGCACUUAUGGUGCUGACCGAAGACGUUCAAUGGGAUUUGGCAGGGAAUAACGGAGCAUGUUUGGAGCUUCGGAAACCGAUGGGAGGUGAUUGCGUAUUCAUCAAGUUCACCACUUCGGAACAAUUUGUCAUGUCGCCGCUGUCGGUGCGCGAUGGUAGAUGCAGAAAUAGACGUACGCGUGGCGAGGGCGUCGUCGCAUGCGGAACCGCAGAGGCGGGCCAGUGCGAUGCAGCGGUGGGUGCGCCCGUCCUCUGCCCCAUCACCAGCGACGACCAGGGAGGCAUGUCACUAGCGGGCGUGAUACGGAAGCCAUGCAGUGGCGAUAGUGUGUUAAUAAGCAAAGUCCAGAUGCACGCUGAUUGGUUCAAUCAGGAGCUGCAGAGACUGGGCCUCCAGCCCAUUUCCUACUACUUG